Molecule: messenger RNA, 1710 nt
Organism: Pleurotus ostreatus (oyster mushroom)
Lineage: Eukaryota; Fungi; Basidiomycota; Agaricomycetes; Agaricales; Pleurotaceae
Exons: 9
Coding region: 1-1710 (569 amino acids)
Biological process (GO): metal ion transport; transmembrane transport
Cellular component (GO): membrane
Molecular function (GO): magnesium ion transmembrane transporter activity; cobalt ion transmembrane transporter activity; magnesium ion binding
Source: RefSeq, a predicted model, not a curated record
AUGCCGCAGGAUGCAGAUCAAGUGGAGCGGGCUCCCUUACCGCCACAUCGCCAUGCUGCGCCUUCGGGCCCCUGGCCAUGGAUGGACUUGGGCUCGACGAUCCGCCCUGAACAACUUUCCUCUGAGCAACCGCCCGUCCCAGAGCCAUGCGACCAUUCCAGCUGUAAAGGAGCCUGCUGGGAGGAUUACCCUCGCUCUCGUUUCCCCAACUGGGAAAGCGACCAAACGAAGAGAGCGAAAAUCGAUGAAGCAGUUGCAUCGCCCGAAGCUUCCAGGGGCUCUGUUCUGUAUAUAGUGGAUACGGAUCGCAAUGGCAUCUUCCAUGGUCGCAAACCGAUUCAAAUUGCACGAGCAGAGGUCGAAGACUUUUGGAACCGUUACCUACUUAAAAAGAGAGACAAAGACGUGAAGGUUCGAUGCCUCUUUGUGGAGAAUAUGACUGGUCCUGUCCUUCAGAUGUUGGGCGCAAGGUACAACAUCGAACCAUUCUUCUUCUCUUCUUCUCUAAAUUGGAUACCAUCUCGGUACCAGGAAGACAUUCGACCUAAGGAGGGCGACCACAUUACAAUCACCUUACCAUUUUUGACCGUCUCACCGAAUCCCUUGAGCACAAUUCCAAAGAGGGUUAACACUUUUCGUUCAAUCGUCAGCGUUGGGAACGUCUAUUCUUCCGAGGGCCCGAAACACUCCUCCGCAUCAUUAGAUUCAGACACAGAUGACCAUCGCAUUCUCCUCCUAGACCUUCUUUCAGUACACUUCAUCAGAGAUUCUAAAUCUUCUACUAUCAUCUCGUACCAUCCCCGCCGGGAGCAAACAGAGAACGGGCACCCCAAGAAACUCUCUCAGCGUAUCCAUCUCGCAGGACAGUCAGUAUAUUGGCAAGGCCUCUUUUCCACGUCUCCGGAUCCAACCUUCAUUCUCAUUACCUAUCUAUGGCACGCACUUUAUGCCUGGGACGAAGCACUGGAGACUUUAUACCAGUACGUUUGCUGGCUGGAAUCUCGAGUCAUCAAAACGUCAGAGAUGGCCUUGACCCAAGAGCUACAUAUCAUUCGUGCACAUCAUUUGUAUCACUCUGAACUCCUCACUGAAUUCGCCAAGACGGUGCGAUUCGUCCUCAACACGCCGAACCCGGCGAUGGACUCGGAAUCCAUCACCGAAGAGGUCCGUUUGCAUUCGAGAAACCGAAUCGAGGCAGAAUGUCGUACCCUCUUGUCAGAGAUAGAGCGCUUGCAGAAAGGGAGAAAAUCGCAAGACCAGAGACUGAAGAAUGUAAUGAACUUGGUGUUCAGCUCGGUCACCAUCAAGGAUAGUAGGCGUAUGCAACUCCUCACGCAAGCAGCCGUCAAAGAUAGCGCAGCUAUGAAGCAGAUUGCAUAUCUCACCAUGCUGUUCCUCCCCGCCACCUUCCUCGCUACGGUCUUCGGGAUGAACAUCCAAGAAGUAACUGAUGGUGGCAGGCAAACGGCACAUCACUACAUUACGGGGACCUUGAUACUGACAUCGGUAACUAUCUGGGGAAUCAUGGCGUUCCAGAGUGCGGAAUGGACUGAGAAACCUGAGGAGGCGACCAUACUGCACCGAAUCUUCUGGCCUUAUCUUUUGGUGAGGCGGAUCCUAGGGAGAGGCCAAAGGGAAGGAGACGAAGAAGAAAAAAGACUCGAGAGGUUGAGUGAGAGGGGUGGCGUCACGAAGAUGGAUGAAGUUUAA